AUGAAGAUAAAAAAUAUAGGGGAGGAGUCGAUUCAUAAUAUAUGCAGCAGUCAGGUUAUAUUUACCCUGAGCAGUGUAGUAAAAGAAUUGGUUGAGAAUUCGAUAGAUGCAGAUGCUAGUGAAAUAAAAAUAAAGCUAGUUGAGAGUGGAAUAAAGUUAAUAGAGGUUAAUGAUAAUGGUGUUGGUAUAAAGAAGAUUAAUUUUGAGAACAUUUGUGCUCGUCAUGCUACAUCAAAAAUAAAAGAUUUUAAUGAUAUACAUAGUUCUUUAAAUACUUUGGGUUUUCGAGGGGAAGCAUUAAAUUCAUUAUGUAUGUUAAGUAAUGUUAAUAUAACAACGAAGAAUGAAGAAAAUGAUCAUGCUUAUUUAUUAAAAUUUGAUAAACUUGGUAGACUUUAUCAUGAGGAGCCAAUAGCUAGAUUAAGAGGAACAACAGUGAGUUGUGAGAAUAUUUUUCAUAACAUACCAAUAAGAAAGAAAGAUUUUAUAAAGAAUAUAAAAACACAGGUAUCCGAUUUAUUAUUAUUAAUGCAACAAUAUGCUAUAAUAUAUCAUAAUAUAAAAUUUGUUAUAUAUAAUAUUGUUACAUCAAAAGGAUGUACAAAAAAUAUGAACUUGUUAAUUACUAAUGGUACUGAUAGUAUUAAAAAAAAUUUCUAUUCUAUAUAUGGUAAAAGAAAUAUUGGUAAUUUAAUUGAAUUUAAUAUUGAUGGUAAUGAAUGGAAUAUUAGAGGUUAUAUAAGUGAUAGUAAUAGUGGUAGAAGAGAUAAAGAUUUGCAAUUUUAUUAUAUUAAUAGUAGACCUAUACAUAUAUUAAAAAAUGUAAAUAAAUUAAUUAAUACUAUAUAUAGAGAAUUUAAUAGUAGAUUAUAUCCUAUCAUUAUUUGUAAUAUUUUAUCCGAUACAAAAAAUAUAGAUAUUAAUGUUACUCCUGACAAAAGAGAAGUCUUCUUUACAUUUGAGCAAGAAAUGUGUGAACACAUGAAAACAGCUCUUGUCAAGUUAUUUACACCUAAAACAAGUAAUCUGAUUGAUACACAAAUUGAUGAUUAUUUUUUAAAGGCUAAUAAUAUUUUGCCAAAUCAAAUAAAAAGUAAUAUAAAACUGGAGACACAUGAACAUGAUGAUAACCACCAUCAUCAUAAAUCCACAUCUCCCUCACAAAAACACAAAGGGAAUGAAAAACCAAAUGAUAAUAUUAUUAAAAUGGAACCUAAUUAUAAUAACGAGGUAACACAUCAUGCAUAUGUUAAAAAAGAACUCAUACACAAGGAUGACCAAAUAUAUGUAAAACAAGAAGAAAUGAAAGAUCAAAAUAAUUCUUACCAUAUUGAGAAAGAUAACGACAUUGAUGCUGAACAUUGUAAUAGGCAUGAAUUUGGGGAAGAAAAGGAGAAUAUAUUUACUUAUCAUGAUGAUAGACAGUUAUUUAAAAUAAAGGAAGAAAAAAUAUAUAACUAUCCAAAUAAAUAUAUAGAAAAUGAUGAAUUAUAUAGAGACAAUACAAGUAGCCUCAGUUAUACCUUAUCACAAAAAGAUUAUAUACCAACAGAAAAUAAAAUGAAUAAUAAUAUUCAAAUUAAAAAUGAUGAAUUAAAUUCAUCAUCACUUUUUCAGAAUGAUGAUUAUAAUUUUAGUAAUAUAUAUAGAGCAAAUCAUUCGUUUACAUCAACACAAGAAAGUAUGCAUUGUGAUUUAUUUGUUUCGGGUAAUAAAAAGCAAUAUGAAAAUAGCGAAAAAGAAAAAAAUGAAAAAAAUGUAGAAAAUAAAAAGAAUACAGAAUAUACCUUUUUUAGAAAUAAUGAAGAACAAAAAAGUGGAUAUAUUAAAAAGGGGGGAGAAGAAUUCAAUACAUAUAAUGAUGAGGAAAUAUAUUCAUCAGGUCCUUUAUCAAUUGAUAAUGUGAUGAUGGAAAAUAACAAAGAGCAUUUUAGUGAUAUGAAUAAUAAUGUGUAUGAAUACAAAUUGAAUAAUGAUGAUACUAAAAAUAACAUUUAUGAAUACAAAUUGAAUAGUGAUGAUACUAAAAAUAACAUUUAUGAAUACAAAUUGAAUAAUGAUGAUACUAAAAAUAACAUUUAUGAAUACAAAUUGAAUAAUGAUGAUACUAAAAAUAACAUUUAUGAAUACAAAUUGAAUAAUGAUGAUAGUAAUAAUACCAUUUAUGAAUACAAAUUGAAUAAUGAUGAUAGUAAUAAUACCAUUUAUGAAUACAAAUUGAAUAAUGAUGAUAGUAAUAAUACCAUUUAUGAAUACAAAUUGAAUAAUGAUGAUAGUAAUAAUACCAUUUAUGAAUACAAAUUGAAUAAUGAUGAUAGUAAUAAUACCAUUUAUGAAUACAAAUUGAAUAAUGAUGAUAGUAAUAAUACCAUUUAUGAAUACAAAUUGAAUAAUGAUGAUAGUAAUAAUACCAUUUAUGAAUACAAAUUGAAUAAUGAUGAUAGUAAUAAUACCAUUUAUGAAUACAAAUUGAAUAAUGAUGAUAGUAAUAAUACCAUUUAUGAAUACAAAUUAAAUAGUGAUGAUAGUAAUAAUACCCCUUAUUUAAAUGGACAGGAAAAAAAUGAAGAAACAGAAGAAGGUAAUGAUUUAAAAGAUUGUACAAAUUAUUCAUUCGAGGAUUUGAAAGAAAAUAUAAAAAGUAAUUGUAUAAAGAAAAUUCCAAUUGAUAUAAAUAUGUAUAUUAAUAGAGAAGAACUAAAGAGUGGAUUUGAUUAUGAUCAAAUACAUGUAAUAAAUUUGACGAAUAGUGAAAAAAUUAAGAAUAUAAUAUUUCAGAAAAUGAAAGAAGAAACACCAAUAAAUAAUUAUUUAUGUUUAACCGAUGAUCAAGAAGAAAAAGAAUAUAAAAACCUAUUUGAUGGAAAUUUAAGUUUAAAAGAAAGUAAUAAUAAUAAUACAAAUAAUGUUAAUAAUAAUGAAGAUAUUAAUUUUAGUAAUAUAGAUGAAACACAAAAAGAUUUAUAUUUCCAAUCCAGCUUAUUCAAUAAAUUAAAGAUAUGUGGACAAUUUAAUAAAGGAUUUGUAAUAUCCAAAAUAGAUUUACUCUAUUUUGAAAAAAAAAAAAAAAAAUAUGGUAAUGAAGGACAUGAAUCAGAAUGCUACAAAACACAUGAUAACAAUAGUAAUAAUAUAAAUUGUGAGGAUUAUGAUAAUUUUAGUAAUGAUAAUAAACAUAAAAGUAAUUACGCUCUAUUUAUUAUUGAUCAACAUGCAGCUGACGAAAAAUCAAAUUUUGAAAAAUACAAUAAAAUAUUUACCAUGAAGUCACAAAAAUUAAUUAGUAAAAUACAUGUACAAGUAAGUCCAGCACAAGUUCAUAUAAUACAAAAAUACAUGUCUAUUUUCUUACAAAAUGGAUUCGAAGUACAAAUUCUAGAAGAACCCAUACAUAAAAGAAGGAAAACAAAUAAUAAUAAUAUAAAUGAACCAAUCGACGAUGAAGAAGAAAUGCUUAUGGAGCUUAAUGUAUAUUUAUUAUCGUUACCAGUAUUUAAUGGGAAAAUAUUAGAAGUAGUUGAUUUUAUGUCUCUCUUGCAUCAUCUAACAGAGCAUCCAGUAGCAUCUUACAAUGAAUCGGAAGUAUCUGUGAAAACUACAAUAGAUUUGAAUAAUAAGACAGAUACCUGGUUUAAUUAUAAUUUCCCACGACCUCAAAAGGUGUGGCGUAUUCUAGCAUCCAAGGCGUGUCGAAAUGCGAUAAUGGUUGGCAAAGCAUUAAACAUAUACGAAAUGAUUAAGAUAAAGAAAAAGUUAAGUUUUUUAAAGAAUCCAUGGAAUUGUCCUCAUGGUAGACCUACAAUAAAAUAUCUCAUAAACAAUGUCGAUAUAAAAAAUUGCUUUAAAAACUAUUAUUUAAAAUUAUAUGAUGAAAUUACUAAUUUGAUUUUAAGUCAGAAUUAUGAUGCCUAUAAAUAUUUAUUUCAUAAUCAUGUCUUUUUUUUAAUUAUAUCUACCAAACCUUUCCUAGGCCCUGUUUUAAAAUUUCAGUAA
Molecule: messenger RNA, 3993 nt
Organism: Plasmodium falciparum 3D7
Lineage: Eukaryota; Apicomplexa; Aconoidasida; Haemosporida; Plasmodiidae
Gene: PMS1
Product: putative DNA mismatch repair protein PMS1
Biological process (GO): DNA metabolic process; mismatch repair; DNA damage response
Cellular component (GO): mismatch repair complex
Molecular function (GO): mismatched DNA binding; ATP-dependent DNA damage sensor activity; ATP binding
Source: RefSeq, a predicted model, not a curated record